UUUGAACCGGAGGACGACCGACAGCGACAAACUACCGUCCGUCCGUGAAUGAAUGAACACCGGGCCGCCCGCAUGUCACUUCUCCACCACUCGAAUGUGACUCCCGCGGUGAUUCGGAGCCUCCGGGACGUUGCUGUUCACCGCAACCGACGUCGAGCCUGAUUUUCUGCCUCCUAACAGCAUCACCGGUCCACUGCACUCCUGAGAAACCUUGCUGCUCUUCUCAGGCAUUUCUUCCUCCUCGCUCGCUGUUCCCCCGACUCCAGCUCCCAGAUAACCUGUGGGCAUCACUCAGCGUGCCUGGAGCCUCGGGGCCGACAGACUGAAUCAGGCGCUUCACGCACCGGCUAUCAUUAGAGGCUCUGUAGGAAAAGAUCAGCAUUUUCCAUCCUCUAAAGAAGCCAUGAUCAUCUGGUCCUCUCAUGGCCGUGCCACCGCGACCCUCAGCCUCCUCCGCUCCCAGCCGGCGUUCAUCCUGACCCUGGUUCUGCUGCUCUGCCCGGCGGGCCAAGUGACGGGUCAGAGUCAGACGCAGUCUCCUGCCCAGGUGCUCCAGGACCUGCUGGCCCGCUAUGGAGACAACAGCACCAUCACAGUGCCUCAGCUGCGUUCUCUGCUGGCAGCUCUCAGCCAGGGUCAAAGUGAAGAAAAUGAUGGCGGCAGCAGCGGUUUGCCAGAGACGACAACAGCCACACCUCCCAAAUCCAACAGCUCAAAGUGCUUGCCUGCGGACACGCUGGCUGUUUACAGCAUCAGCGAGCAGUCUCGACUAGAUGGGCCGGGCUUACAGGAGCUGUGCCCCACCAUGCUGCAGCAGCUGGAUGCUGGCAACUGUAGGGUGCAAAAAGAGGAGGAGCUGAGCGACGCCUCCCCCAGACCCACAGACGCAGAAGUGUGGGGCUAUGGGAUCCUGUGUGUCACACUGAUCUCUCUGUGUUCGCUGGUCGGGGCGAGCGUGGUGCCCUUCAUGAAGAAAACCUUUUACAAGCGACUCCUGCUCUACUUCAUAGCCCUGGCCAUUGGCACGCUCUACUCCAACGCCCUGUUUCAGCUCAUCCCAGAGGCCUUCGGUUUUGACCCGAUGGUGGAUUUCUACGUGUCCAAAUCUGCGGUGGUGUUCGGAGGCUUUUAUCUCUUUUUCUUCACUGAGAAAGUCCUUAAGGUGCUUCUGAAGCAAAGACACGGGAGCCACGGUCACAGUCACUACCCCGGCGCAGAUCGUUACUCGACACCCAGCAGCGACGUGGAGGAAGGCGAGAAGGAGAAGCUGCAGCAGAACGGAGAAGCCAGCAGUCUGGCUCUGGGGAAGGUGGAUGCAGGGGAGGGAGAGCUGAUGCUCAGCCCUGCUCAGACACCACAGGACUCCCAGAGUCCCGACAGCGGUGGUCGGUCCGGCAGCAGCGGCGGCGGCUGCUACUGGCUGAAGGGUACGUCCUACUCUGACAUCGGCACGCUGGCCUGGAUGAUCACGCUGAGCGACGGCCUGCACAACUUCAUCGACGGCUUGGCGAUUGGAGCCUCCUUCACCGCCUCUGUCUUCCAGGGCAUCAGCACCUCUGUGGCCAUCCUGUGUGAGGAGUUCCCCCACGAGCUGGGAGACUUUGUGAUCCUGCUGAACGCCGGCAUGAGCAUCCAGCAGGCUCUCUUCUUCAACUUCUUGUCAGCCUGCUGCUGCUACCUAGGGAUGGGCUUUGGCAUCCUGGCCGGCAACAGCUUCUCCCCCAACUGGAUCUUUGCCCUGGCAGGAGGAAUGUUCCUGUACAUCGCUCUGGCAGACAUGUUUCCAGAGAUGAACGAGGUGAGUCGUGAGGAAGAGGACGCCGGCGGCAGCAGCUUCCUCCUCACCUUCGCCAUCCAGAACGCCGGGCUGCUGACGGGCUUCGCCAUCAUGCUGCUCCUCACCACGUACUCCGGACAGAUACAGCUUGGCUAGCAGCGGAUCCCCUGGACCGGAACUGGCUCUGAAACGGAAGGGAGGGAGGGAGGCUGAAACUUUUUCCUCGGUUUUCAGGACCGUGUAGUUGUGCGGCAGGUACGCACACCUGUGAGAAUACCUGAGCAGCUGCUCUCACGCAGCUUCGACAUGCAGUAGAGUUGAAGGCAGCAGCCUUCGCUCCUCCACUGUUUCUUCACAGCUGCUGCCUGUAAAAGUCCACAAACAACCAAACAGUUCACGUGCAAUAUUCACCCAGUCGUCGAAACCCUGGACUACCGAUCAGCCAUCUGGUUUUUUUCAUCUCUCAUCGAGCCUGUUGAGAUUCAGAGUAUUUAUGUCGCUAAUCCUCUGUGAAAAGCACAAUCAGGUAACAGCAGCAUCAUCCUCCAUAUCUCCUUCUGUUUUCCAUUCCAUACCAAAAACAGAACUUCCAGGACCUUAACUGGAAUUAUUAUCAGCAACAAACUGACUUCCAGCUGGACUUUGUUUGUUGAUUUUUCUAUUUUUUUACACAUGAAAAAUGACUUUUGAAGACCAAAUAUGGGCAGAAGGUUGAAGGGCUACGCGGUGAAGUUUGGGAGACGACCUCCUCCGUACGGACUCCUCGGCAUGAAACCCCGAACGGGUCGGACAUGUAAAGUGAUAAAUGUUAGUGGCUUUAUCCAGAUCAGACUCACCCAGUUUACCAUCUGUGCCCUUCAUUAAUAUAGCGUUGAAUAGUUCUAGCUUUUUCUAUUCCUUGUAUUCUUGAACUCAAAGUGCAGAUUUGUGGUCUUUGCACAUCCCAUUGACCAUUUUUCCCAGAACGAUUUAUUCUUUUACAGCCUAGUAGUGGUUUUAAACAGAAUACUGUAAGCUGAGUCAUAAUAAUCACGCACACGUCGCCUACUCAUCCGUGACCUUACCCAUAUUUAUCAUCUAUGAUAAGAGCAGAGAUAUUAGGUUAUAUGCUGCAUCUUGUUACUUAGGCUUGUUGUAGCAAACAUCCAGUUCUCUCUGAGUUACAACACGUGGACAAAAGUAUGUGGACGAUCCUCAGGUGGUUUUAGACCUUUGUUGUUGGCAUCCAAAAAAAA
Molecule: messenger RNA, 3012 nt
Organism: Stegastes partitus (bicolor damselfish)
Lineage: Eukaryota; Metazoa; Chordata; Actinopteri; Pomacentridae
Gene: slc39a14
Product: solute carrier family 39 member 14
Exons: 10
Coding region: 404-1933 (509 amino acids)
Biological process (GO): zinc ion import across plasma membrane; intracellular monoatomic cation homeostasis
Cellular component (GO): plasma membrane
Molecular function (GO): zinc ion transmembrane transporter activity; monoatomic cation:bicarbonate symporter activity
Source: RefSeq, a predicted model, not a curated record